GAUUAUUAGCAGAUGGACUGCGCGCAUGCGCAGUCGCCUAUUUUGUUUCUCCUCGUCGCGCCAGAUGUAGACGGUCGAUCCUCGCUCCAAGUGGGAUUAUUUUAUUUUUUUGUUUCGGGGGCCUCCCGCUCCGUCAUAAAGGAUACCAUUUUUUUUUGAAGAGGAAAAUCGAACAAACCUCGAAAUAUAAAGUUGUCAAAAAAAACAAAAAGUAAUUCAAGGAAAAAGAUAUAAAAUUAAAUGCAGCAAUAGUUAAUAACCCAGAUGUAUUUACUCUCGUGGUUUUUGGCCGAAAAAAGAAAUUCUACAGAAAUGACCAUAAUUGGAAAGUGAGUGACUGAGAGUUUUGAGAAAAACAGCAGAGACCAUGAAAAUAUUUAUUGGCCUAGGAGGGACUAUACAAUGACAAUAAUUUGUGAAAGAAGUCUCCAUCUGGGCCACAAUUUAACGGUAUUUUAAUACAACUUGUACAUACUUAUGUUGGUGAACAGCACAUAUCUACAUUGGUGAACAGUACAUACCUAUGUUGGUGAACAGCACAUUCAUGUGCUGGUGAACAGCACAUACCUAUGCUGGUGAACAGUACCUACAUGUGCUGGUAACCAGUACAUACCUAUGUUAAUGAACAGCACACAUCUAUGUUGAUGAACAGCUCAUCCCUAUAUUGGUGAACAGUACAUAUAUACGUAGUGGUGAACAGUUAAUUAAAGUUUCACUAAAUUGUUGAAUUCUCAGGUGUGGUUACUGUAAAAGACAGUAAAACAUCUGACCCCUGAACACCUCUGCACCCCUUAUCCCCCACUCCCUGUUUCUCAGCCUUGCCCUGUUCUGACCUUUCCCCCUUUCCAGCGAUUGUCUUUGACUUUGGCUCUUCCUCCACCUCCACCUCUACCUCUAUCGCCUACCUCCUACCCCCACCGCUACCGCUCGGGUGGUGAGGGCAACGGACAUCAUGCACACUGCGAUAACCAGCCAGGCGCCGACGUCCGCAGACGCCUGCCUCAGCAUUGUCCAUAGUCUCAUGUGUCACCGGCAAGGCGGUGAAAGUGAGAGCUUUGCCAAGAGAGCGAUUGAGAGCUUAGUCAAGAAGCUAAAGGAGAAACGUGAUGAGCUGGACAGUUUGAUUACUGCAAUUACGACAAACGGCGCUCACCCCACAAAAUGUGUCACAAUACAGCGCACCCUCGAUGGCCGGCUUCAGGUUGCUGGUCGCAAAGGCUUCCCACAUGUAAUUUAUGCCAGAAUAUGGCGCUGGCCCGAUUUACAUAAGAAUGAACUGAAACAUGCCAAGUUCUGCCAGUAUGCAUUUGAUCUGAAAGCAGACAGUGUGUGUGUGAACCCAUAUCAUUACGAACGAGUUGUGUCACCCGGAAUAGACUUGACAGGACUAUCAUUACAACAUACAGCUCCCAGCAGACUAGUGAAAGAUGAAUACGGCCACGACAGCCAGCUCAAUGGCAGCGGGGCCGGGGAAGGCUCACAAACUGUACAACACCCACCUCAGGACAAUUUUGGCCUCAUGCCAGGUUUACAGCCCCAGGCCUCUAAGUUCCGGCCAGCAUCUUCAGGUCAGGGGUCGCCCACCCCUCAGGCUACUGUGCAACACCAGCAGCAGCAGCAGCAAAAGGGUGGUGGCAGUGGUGGUGGCGUCGUGCCCUCGGUUCUGACAGGGGGCGCUGGUGCAGCAAGUGCUGGGGCAGCGGGCAUGCCGGGUCCUACACUGCAGCAACUCUCCCUACCUUCUCCGCCCCACCACCACCAACAACAAGCACAUCAACAACAACAACAACAACAGCAGCAACAGCAGCAGCAGCAGCCCGUCUCCUCACCCACAGUACAGACUGCGGCCGGACAUGAUUUGAACCGACCUAGGACCAGUGGAAUGGGAGCAUCGAUGGGCACAGGAUAUGACAGUUACAGUGCAGGAAUUUCAGCUGCGUACUCUCGAAGUACCACCACAAGUUGGGCUGGCAAUAACACCGCCACAUACACACAAACAGUUGCCCAAGAUAGUCAAUACUGGAAUAGCAAUCAGUUACCUCCCCUGACAAACCAACCACCUCCAGAGUUUUGGUGUACCAUUACCUACUUUGAACUGGACCAACAAGUCGGUGAAACCUUCAAAGUUCCUUCAGGGUGUCCAAGUGUUAAAGUAGAUGGCUACACUGACCCAUCAAGUAUUGACCGGUUUUGUCUUGGUCAACUGUCCAACGUACAUCGGACUGAAGCUUCAGAACGUGCUCGGUUACACAUAGGCAAAGGUGUACAGCUGGAUUGUCGGGGUGAAGGUGACGUCUGGAUUAAAUGUCUAAGUGAUCAUAGUGUGUUUGUGCAAUCAUAUUACCUCGACAGGGAGGCUGGUCGAGCUCCAGGUGAUGCUGUCCACAAGAUAUAUCCUGUAGCAUAUAUCAAAGUAUUCGAUAUACGACAGUGUCAUUGUCAGAUGCAACAGCAAGCAGCCACUGCUCAAGCCGCAGCAGCUGCACAAGCAGCAGCCGUCGCAGGUAAUGUGCCAGGGCCUGCUUCUGUUGGUGGUAUUGCUCCUGCUGUAGGUUUAUCUGCUGUGGCUGGGAUAGGGGUCGAUGAUCUACGUCGCCUGUGCAUCCUGCGAUUAAGUUUUGUGAAAGGCUGGGGCCCCGACUACCCACGCGCUAGCAUCAAAGAGACGCCCUGCUGGAUUGAAGUGCAACUCCACCGACCUCUACAGUUACUUGACCAAGUCCUGCAAGCUAUGCCACUUAGUGAUCCUCGACCGACUCGACUGAUUCCAUGGAUGAAUUGAUUGGUUGGUCGAUUUAUUGAACAUCCUUCCAUUGACUCCAUCUCUCCCACCACCACCACCACCACCCCUCCAACUCUUCCUCGUUACCCACACACACAUACGUACAUACACACACACAUAUAUAUACAUAUAUAUAUAUAUAUAUAUAUCACAUAUAUAUAUCAUAUAUAUGUCAUAUAUAUAUGUCAUAUACACAAACAAACACACACACAAUCAUAUGAAUAUGGUUUCAAAUAAACAAUUACAAUAACAACAACAACAACAACAGCAACAACUGUUACUAUAACUGCAGCAGCAGUUCCAACAACAGUAACAACUAUUAUUACUACGACUACUACUACUACUACUAUUAGUACAAUAAACUGCAACUGAUAUUACAAUAACGACUACUGCAUCAACAACAAUAAUACAUUCGAAAAUUAAAAUAAAAUUAAAGAAAACGUAAAAGAAAAAGAAA
Molecule: messenger RNA, 3239 nt
Organism: Octopus bimaculoides (California two-spot octopus)
Lineage: Eukaryota; Metazoa; Mollusca; Cephalopoda; Octopoda; Octopodidae
Product: SMAD family member 4
Biological process (GO): regulation of transcription by RNA polymerase II; cell differentiation; SMAD protein signal transduction
Cellular component (GO): heteromeric SMAD protein complex
Molecular function (GO): RNA polymerase II cis-regulatory region sequence-specific DNA binding; DNA-binding transcription factor activity, RNA polymerase II-specific; I-SMAD binding
Source: RefSeq, a predicted model, not a curated record